AUGGAUAUGCACCAGAAAGAACAGCUUUAUGACAACGCUGCUCCAAUGAUGCAAUCUCAAUAUUUCUCGAUGGGGAGGUCUGCUGGUUUUAGCUUGAGGGGAAUAUAUUCAUCACAUCGUACACAACAGCCACAACAACAUGCUCCUUCAGUGAGUAGUGAUGGUGUCUCAUUUUCAUCCAUAAACAACCAGGAUCUUUUCCAUCUACAUGGAUCAGAUAUUUUUCCAUCUACGCAUUCAACUUAUCAUUCGCAGGCAAGUGGACCUCCUGGGAUUGGAUUAAGGCCAUUAAAUUCUUCAAAUACAGUCUCUAGUAUGGGUCAGUAUGACCAGAUCCUCCAGCAGUAUCAACAGCACCAGAAGGAGUCGCAGUUCCGCCUUCAAAUGUCAGCCGUAAAUCAGUUGUUUCAGGAUCAGGGCAUGAAAGCUAUGCAAACUGCACAAUCCACACCAUAUCCAUUUGGUUUGCUUGGCUUGUUAAGUGUGAUAAGGAUGAGUGAUCCAGACUUGACAUCUCUUGCACUUGGAAUUGAUCUUACUACACUUGGAUUAAAUUUGAAUUCAUCUGAAAAUCUACACAAGACGUUUGGGUCUCCAUGGUGA
This is a messenger RNA of Arachis ipaensis, 603 nucleotides long. The record is from RefSeq and is a predicted model, not a curated record. NCBI's taxonomy places the organism in Eukaryota, Viridiplantae, Streptophyta, Magnoliopsida, Fabales, Fabaceae.